AAGAGCCUCAUUUACUGAACGUAAUACGUAGCCGCAGCAGUAGUAGCUAGUAGCUUGCUAGCUGGUUAGCUUACAAGAAAGAAGAUGGAUUCUCCCAUACUGGAACCAUCCUUGUACACUGUCAAAGCCGUUCUGAUUCUAGACAACGAUGGAGACAGGCUUUAUGCAAAGUAUUAUGAUGAUACAUACCCGACAGCGAAGGAGCAGAAGGCGUUUGAGAAGAACAUAUUCAACAAAACACACAGGACGGACAGUGAAAUAGCAUUACUCGAGGGCCUCACUGUUGUCUACAAGAGCAACAUAGACCUCUUCUUCUAUGUGAUCGGAAGUUCACAUGAAAAUGAGCUUAUGCUCAUGGCUGUUCUAAACUGCCUCUUUGAUUCGCUCAGUCAGAUGUUGAGAAAGAACGUUGAAAGGAGGGCCUUGUUGGAGAAUAUGGAGGGCCUCUUCCUGGCUGUGGAUGAAAUUGUAGAUGGAGGGGUGAUCCUAGAGAGUGACCCACAGCAAGUUGUGCACCGUGUGGCUCUCAGAGGGGAUGAUGUGCCUUUGACCGAGCAGACAGUCACCCAGGUUCUUCAGUCUGCCAAAGAACAGAUCAAGUGGUCUCUUCUACGGUAGAGCCCCCGCUGCACCGGUCGACAAAAUGAGCCGCUGUACGGUCCAGUCUUUGUGGCACUGAUCUGCAUUCUCCUUCUCAUUUCCACUCCUGAAAUCAAAGCUGUGAGGAGUACCACUGGCUGAUCCAGUCACACUCCCAGGACUACUGCUCAAUUCUUUCCUUUAUUCUAUUUUACAGGCAUUGUGUAACAUGAGGAUAAGAUAUGUUGUACAUUCCAUUACAAAGACUGUUGUGUUUGUUUUUGCAAUACAGAAUAUGGUUGUUUAUACCAUCUGUCUAUAAACAUUGAUAAACCUCAUCAUAGCCUGUGGUAACAUUCCUCGAGUCUUCUUACACCAGAAUUGUCUCCCGUUUGACAGCACCCGGUCAUCUUACUGUACAAAGUAUUGAGGCACUAUCUUGACAUUUAAUCCACAUGAAUAUUGUGAUUGAAAGUGUAAAACUAGUACUGUAGUUAUACCGAUGAUCACAGAGGUCUGUUUUGAAUCUGUUUCGUCCGGGGAUCUUCCAUUCAUCAGAUAUACAUAAUAAAUGUUUGUUGACACUGAUGUGUGAACAGGUUUGAUGUCUAACAUUA
Molecule: messenger RNA, 1196 nt
Organism: Trematomus bernacchii (emerald rockcod)
Lineage: Eukaryota; Metazoa; Chordata; Actinopteri; Perciformes; Nototheniidae
Gene: copz1
Product: COPI coat complex subunit zeta 1
Exons: 9
Coding region: 85-618 (177 amino acids)
Biological process (GO): intra-Golgi vesicle-mediated transport; intracellular protein transport; retrograde vesicle-mediated transport, Golgi to endoplasmic reticulum
Cellular component (GO): COPI vesicle coat
Source: RefSeq, a predicted model, not a curated record